Leptinotarsa decemlineata (Colorado potato beetle) is the source of this 1894-nucleotide messenger RNA. RefSeq lists its product as uncharacterized. Lineage: Eukaryota; Metazoa; Arthropoda; Insecta; Coleoptera; Chrysomelidae. The record is from RefSeq and is a predicted model, not a curated record.
GGUCAGACUAUGCUGUUUAGCAGCCGCUACUAACCAGCCGCUGGUAAAUAUCGCCAUCAGCCAGCGGAUCUGAGGGGUUCACAUUUAAGGUAACUAGCCGCUAGUACAGUUGAUGUUGGUGACUUGAAAACAUCGUGUGUGGUGUGUUGUGUGCAUCAUGUCAUCUAUUGGUGUGCGUCGUGAAGUUCUGAGACGUGUGUUAAAUUUUGGAAUAAAAGAGUUGUGUGAACAGAUGUUGAAACGGAAGAAAAGGCGAUGGUGGGUUAGAUCCUGGAUAUUAAGAAGAAACGAUCUGGGGGCAUCAGCAAGACUUUUUAAGGAACUAGAAUUGGAAGAUCCGUCAUCUUAUGCAAACAUUUUAGGAAUGUCAGUUCCAAAAUUUAAAGAGCUAUUAGAGUUAGUCACUCCGCUUAUCCAGAAAAAAGACACCAAAUUCCGUCAGGCUAUUCCAAGUAAAACAAAACUAGAAAUAACUUUACGUUAUCUAGCAACUGGAGACAGUUACAAGUCUUUGGCCUACCUGUUUAGAGUUCCUCAUAACUCAAUUUCAGUGUUCGUUCCAGAAGUGUUGAGCAGCAUUUACGAGGUUUUACAGCAGUUUAUCAAGGUACCUGAUAGAAUAGCUGAAUGGAAACAAAUUCAAAAGUCGUUUGAAUGUAAGUGGAACUUUCCUGAUUGCUGUGGGGCACUGGACGGAAAACAUAUCAGAAUUCAACGACCUCCAAACAGCACUUCUCUAUUUUAUAACUACAAGGGGACAUAUAGUAUUGUUUUAUUUGCCAUGGUGGAUGCAGAAUACUGCUUCAGAUAUAUUGACGUUGGAUGUGAUGGCCGAUCUAAUGAUAGUACCAUUUACAACAAUUCCACUUUGAAAAUUGCUCUUGAGAGAAACCUUUUAAACUGGCCUAUAGGAGGACUUUGCGUUGCCGAUGAUGCAUUUUGUCUCACGUCUUACAUGUUGAAACCAUAUUCACAUAGAGGUCUCUCUGUGGAAGAGCAAAUUUUCAAUUACAGACUAUCUCGAGCUAGGCGUGUUGCUGAAAACGCCUUUGGUAUCUUGGCCAGCCGUUUCCGCAUAUUCAGCAGACCUAUUCCAUUGGACGUGGGUACAGUGGAAAUUCUUGUAAAAGUAAGUUGUGGUCUGCACAACUGGUUAAGAAUGACAUCAUCACAGACGUAUAUGACCCCAGGAUCAGUUGAUGAAGAGGACUUGAUGACAGGAGUUAUAAACCCAGGUGAAUGGCGCCAAGACCCUAACACUAUGUCUCCAUUACAAAGACUGUAUGCAUCCAACAACUACAAACAAGAAGGAAAUGACGUGCGAGAGUGGUUCACCCAGGAGUUUACAACAACCUUGGCUGUUCCUUGGCAAAUGAAAUCUAUCGGACAUGAAUGUACUGAAAGCGACUAAUUUGCCCAAGAACUAUCUGAUACAUACACGAAGAAAUGUUUGUUUCUUAGGAAAAUUGACAGUAUUUGUAUGUACAUCAUUUUCCCAAAUAAACUUUAAUUUGCAGAAAAACAAUGUUUUCCAAAAGUAAUUGUCUCUACCUUAAAAAUUCCACGAUUACCGUACUAGAUUAGUUUUUAGACUACUUUAAAAAGAUUAAAUUUGUACUAAAAUAAACUUUAACCAGUUAACUGGCACUUUGACGCAUACAAUGGUUUUUAUUGGUUUUAGCCAAAAUGAGGGGCAACUUUUAACAUUUUCAAAUGAAUUUUCAAAACCCUAAUAUUUUGCUCCUGUAUAGGCUUAUACUUGACAUGUUUUGUGUACAUUUCGUCAAAUAUUAAACAAACCUUUAGUAAUAGUUAACAAAUUUAUACAAGUAAUAAAAAAUUAGUUUUGAAGAAUAAUCUUUAAGUUUUAUAUUUUUAACACAAAUCUAAGGUA